AUGGCGGCCGCGGUGUUGAGGGUGAAACGGAAACGCGGUGCUGAGCCAGCCGAGGCCUUCCUUCUCGCCUGCAAACGUUUGCGGGCUGCCGAUGAGGCCGGUGAACCUGGCUCUGGGCAGCAUGUCGUGCGGACUCUGUUCAAGUUGGCCGCCACUGUCGGCACUCCGGAUGACCCCGUUUCAAGGCAUGUGAAAGAAGCACUAUCAAAAGACAAAGCGUUACUGGCACUUAAACCUUCUGAGACCAGUGUUCGGCGUAUCCAGCUCUGUGCACGAGCAUCUUGCAAGGCAACUAGUGAGAAGAAUCGGUACAAAGUUAUUGCUAGCUACAGAAGAACAUUUUCCACAGAGUUUUCUGAAUCUCAAUCAGAUGAUGUGAAGUGUAUACACCAGCCUGAAACCGAAACUUCUGGAGAUCGGUGUGGAGAAAACCAAGAUAGCUGGAAGGAAACAUCCUUUAGGUGUAACAAAGGCAAUGUUGAAGCUGCAGCAGAAAUCCAAGUGCUUGAUGUUGUCCAGCAGAAUGAGCAUCUUGAAAAGGAUGAACGAGACUCCGAGCAUAAAGCCUUUAAGGAUCCUGACCUCGAGCAGGAUGACACUGAGAUAGUUCUGUGUAAUUCUGUGAAAAUGAUCCGAGAGAAGCUUGCAGUGUCCGAUUCUGGUCCAGGAACACGGCAUCGGGAGAAUAUGGAGGAGUAUGUUUAUGACAUAUACUAUACUGACAGCUGUAUUACUGGAGAUGAAAUUCAGGAUAUUCUUUCGGUGAUCCCAUGUUAUGAAGAGAAUGAACUGGUGGUCGAUGAACUGAUUGCAGAUGAAGCAUAUGAGGAUGAGGAUGAUGAAAAUGAAGAAAAUAAUUGGCGGAACGAUUACCCAGAUGAGGAUUCAUCUGAAAGUUACUGGAAUAGUGAAGAAGAUUCAGAGGAGGAAGAUGAAAGCUAUAGGCAAUGUUUCAAAGAUAAUGACUGA
This is a messenger RNA of Stegostoma tigrinum, 969 nucleotides long. It is a transcript of the gene slc7a6os, whose product is annotated as solute carrier family 7 member 6 opposite strand. The record is from RefSeq and is a predicted model, not a curated record. The transcript is spliced from 5 exons. Lineage: Eukaryota; Metazoa; Chordata; Chondrichthyes; Orectolobiformes; Stegostomatidae. Gene Ontology annotation, biological process: developmental process. Bases 1 to 969 code for a protein of 322 amino acids.